This is a messenger RNA of Orbilia oligospora ATCC 24927, 921 nucleotides long. RefSeq lists its product as uncharacterized. The record is from RefSeq and is a predicted model, not a curated record. The transcript has 3 exons. The coding region runs from base 1 to 921 and encodes 306 amino acids. NCBI's taxonomy places the organism in Eukaryota, Fungi, Ascomycota, Orbiliomycetes, Orbiliales, Orbiliaceae.
AUGGCCACGACCAACCUUGUUCCUAUCGGAGGUUUACCUCCCAUGCAUCUUGAGAGAAUCUCAAAUAUUGUGCGAAAUCUGUUCCGUCUCGAGGUUACCGAGCGGACGUUUCGCCAGAUAUUUGACGAUGCCCCCGUGCAGUCAUCGAAUCCCUUCAACCGCCAAUAUCGAAAAGUUGAACCGUCAGAAGAGAGCCGUAUCGAGUACAGAAAACUUGUGGAGGAGCUUGAGCUUAUCCUUAUCGGAACAGAGAUUGGUGCCGAUAUCUUGCACAGAUACAUCAAUGAAACGGAAAAUGUGCUGGUGGAGUUCGAAGUACUUAUCGAAAUCCUUCGCGCAAUUUCAGGAGAGUCAUAUAAACAUGUUAGACAUAGUACUACUACUAUGCCAACAAUACCUCCCCUCUAUCACCACAGUUAUACUGAGCUCACACGUUAUGCAAAGCUUCAGUCAUCUUCUUUUGAGAAGUGCACUGUUGGAUUCUGGGCAGAAACACAAAUUUUAUCCGGGGUUGUACAUUUUGAUCGGGGAGAAAGUGGGAACGAGAUGCUCGAUGUGUAUGUCCACCCAGAUAAGGACAGAAAAUUGUACAAAGUCGAUAAAGCUGAUAUCAUUCAGUUGAUGCGGCAUUUGUCCGAAGAUGGGUUUACCUCAGCGCAGUCAUUACUACGGACGACUUACGACCCAAUCCCGGUGUCUGAUGCCCAGCGUAAAGGAAUCUACAGAGUGAAAAAUCUCGCCAACUCAAAUUUUUAUAACCUCUUACCGUCAUCUAUUACAGCAUCAGGCUUUCCGCGGUGUGUGAUACACGCUACAGAAGAGCUCCGUGAAGUGAUACCGGAAAACUACAUUCCAGAGUAUGGGGAAUUCUCAGUAGCGGAUUGGGUUGCCUAUCAGAAAGCCAGGCGUGGGAUGCAAUAG